AUGAGAAGGUCAGACUGCCUGGAGGAGGCCGCCAUCCUCUCCAGGAAAGGCGAAGGCGGGAGAAGAGAAGGAAGACCAGGUUUUCAGCCGUUAUCUCAUCUGUCUUCCUAUGAAAUCACUGUCCCAAAGAGAGUAACGAGAGACCGCCGAGAAGUGCCCAGUUCCGGAUCGGCACAGGAGGAAGUAUCAUAUGUCAUUGCAGUAGAAGGACGGGAACAUAUACUACAUCUAGAAAGAAACAAACAACUUUUGCCCAAAGACUUCACAGUUUAUACAUAUAAUGAAGAUGGGACACUGCGUUCCGACACGCCAGAUCUUCAGGGUCACUGCCACUACCAGGGAUAUGUCGAAGGCAUAUUGGAUUCCAUGGCUGCUAUCAGCACUUGUUCCGGACUCAGGGGCUUACUGCAAAUCGAGAACAUCACCUAUGGGAUCGAACCCACGGAAUCACCCUCUGGUUUGCAACACCUCAUUUACCGAAUGGAGAAUGUGAAGAAGGAGCCCAUGGCUUGUGGGGUCACGGGCCUGGACCGAAAAUGGGAAAACUCCCAUCCGCACCCUCCCAGCAUGACUCAGCUGCUGAGAAGAAAACGAGGAGUCCUCCUCCAGACCAGAUACGUGGAGCUCUUUAUAGUUGUGGACAAAGAAAGGUACCAGUUGUUGGGUCAGAAUGAAACUGCUGUAAGAGAAGAAAUGGUGCAGUUGGCCAACUACUUGGACAGUAUGUACGUGAUGUUGAACAUCCGCAUCGUGUUGGUCGGCUUGGAGAUCUGGACGGUGCAGAACAAGAUCCGCCUCGAAGGCGGGGCAGCGGAUGUUCUCGCCAACUUCGUGCAGUGGCGCGAACAGGAUCUCGUCCCACGCCGGAGGCACGACAGCGCACAGUUUGUUCUGAAGAAGGGGUUUGGCGGAACAGCAGGGAUGGCCUACGUGGGGACGGUGUGUUCCAAGAGCCAUGCCGGAGGGAUUAAUGUGUUCGGGACGAUCAGCGUGCAGAUGUUCGCAUCCAUCGUGGCUCAUGAACUGGGGCAUAACCUAGGAAUGAAUCAUGACGAUGAAAGAAACUGUUACUGCAGAACAACGAACUGCAUUAUGAACUCCGGAGCGUCAGGAGCCCGAAACUUCAGCAGCUGCAGCGAGGAGGACUUUGAAAAGCUCACGCUGAACAAGGGGGGAAGUUGCCUGCUCAACAUUCCCCGGCCGGACGAGACCUACAGCGCCCCGUCCUGCGGCAACAAGCUAGUGGACGCUGGCGAGGAAUGCGACUGCGGAUCGCUGGAGGAGUGCAAGUCCGAUCCGUGCUGUGAGGCAGGAGCGUGUCGACUCCGUCCAGGGGCUGAGUGUGGCUACGGAGACUGUUGCCACAACUGCCGAUUCGUUUCCAAAGGCACCCAGUGCCGAGAGAGCGCCAGCGAGUGUGACCUUCCGGAGUACUGCAAUGGGACCGCGCCGUUUUGCCCGCAAGAUGUUACCCUGCAGAAUGGGCAUCCCUGCCACAAAGAGGAGGCCUACUGCUACAACGGCGUGUGCCAGUUCUACGAGGCCCAGUGUCAGGCCAUCUUUGGCUCGAAGGCAAAGGCUGCCCCCGAAAUUUGCUUUUCUGAAGUGAAUUCCAAAGGUGACAGGUUUGGAAACUGUGGUUACCAUGGGCAUGACUACAAGAAGUGCUCAAGCUGGAACGCCAUGUGUGGAAAGCUGCAGUGCGAGAAUGUGGAAACCUUGCCUGUAUUUGGGAUUCAGCCUGCCAUAAUCCAGUCUCGCAUCAAAGGCAGCACUUGCUGGGGUGUGGACUUCCAACUGGGAUCAGAUGUGCCCGAUCCAGGGAUGGUGAACGAGGGCACCAAAUGUGCGCCUGGAAAGAUAUGCAAACACUCCCAGUGUGUGGAUGCUUCCAUUCUAGGUUAUGACUGUGAUAUAAAGAACCAGUGUAAUGGGCAUGGGGUGUGCAACAGCAAUAGGAACUGCCACUGUGAGCCGGGCUGGGCCCCCCCCUUCUGCUCCACCAAAGGCUAUGGAGGCAGCGUGGACAGUGGCCCUCCGUACAGCGAUGACACAACAAGAAAUUGGUUGCUGGUUUUCUUCUGCCUGAUUCUGCCCCUCCUGUUGCUUUUGGUCGGGUGUUACUUUACAAGAAACAAAUUUUUACUACCAUUGGUAGAGAGAUGUUGUAGAGGCUUCAGAAGAUCACGCAGAAGAGCAGAAGUGCCCGUACGCACACAGUGCCCACCCAGCGUGCCGUAUCGUCCAAGAGACACGUCCGCGCAUAUGAACGUGCCAACGAACAGAUACCCCGUGCCCUCGUACGCAGGGAAUCACCAGCCGUACGGCGAACCUUACCGUCGCCAGCCGUACGGCGAUCCCGUGCCGCCCCCAGCGCCGGCCGUGCCGUCCACGGAGCUGCAGUACGUCCCAACCAGGCCUCCGCCCCCCGCGAUGAAGGGGGCAAAACCUCAGGAAAAGCUCUACCCCUCCCGGCCAGCACCUCUGCCUCCCAUGUAACUUUCUGUUUGAGCUGCCCCGUUUGCUGGGCCGUAGCUGCAUCGGUCUUGGAUCAAGUCGCCCUUGGCACCCUUCCUUUUCCUCUCAGCACUGGAUAAGGAAAAGCAAAUGAAGCAAAAACGACGUGCAAAACCAAGGAAUGUAAACUUACCAAGCAAAUACCUCUCUCAACGUUCCAGGAACCGAAAUCACCAAGCCUGUGAAAACUGUCUGUGCAAACUGCAGUUGGGCUGAACUUCUGGAAAAGCGGAUCAGUCUGAAAUAUAAUAAUGUUUUGGGUAUAACUCUGACUUCCCUCCUUUUAUGAAUAGUUUUAACUUGCAUAAAAUACUCAGUACGUGGGAUCUUCCCUUGCCACCUGUUUUAGCAGAGAAUAAAACACUGAACGAAGAUGGGCAUAAUGUUAUGGCAGAGCAGUGGGGUCGAUUAGGAAAAACUUGCUGCAUUUAAUCCAGAUCUACCCUGUUGAAAAAGAUCACGCUCUGUAUAGUUUUUAAAAAUCCAGUUUAACGUUUGCAGUAGAUAGGUAAGGAAUAACACUGUUCAUUUGGUGUCCUCGAGGUCACCAAAAUAUGGUUUCACCAUCCCCUGCUGCCCUGAAAGCAUUUUUGCACUUUUUAAAAUUGAUUUUAAAAAUAAUGAGGCAAGCAAUGGGCAUGUAUAUUUGCAUAUGUGGUACUUAUGAGAAUUGAAAGGGGCUGCCUGUAAUAGGAAGGAAGGGUCAACACUGGCAGCUGAGUUGGCGUUUGAUUGGGUUGGCAAGCGGAAUGGCAGCUGCGUGAGGAUAGCCGAGGACUCGGCUUUGGGCUCGCUUCUUUAAUAUUACAUCUGCCUUUAUGGGUACAGGAAGGCAGGUGUUAAGAAUUCCAGUUCAGUUUGGACCAACACAUUGACAAGAACACAAACGACAAACCUUUACAUACGGACUGGAGUUGGUAAUUUGUGUGCAUGCGACGACAAGUCACUCAUCCAAGAAAAAUUGCCAUUCUCAACAGGCCUACUCGGAACCGCAAUUGAGUUUGGUGAGACCCCCCCCCCCCCCCCCCAAAAAAAAGUGGGUAUAGAAUUGGAGCCUUAGUUUCUGGGUGCUUCCAGACAGGCAGUUCCUAGCGCUGCCAGUCAGAAAUCAUGGUGUGCAGCUGUUUUCUUUUGCUCAAAAGAGUUUCUUUGAAGUGAUGGGAAAUUAUGGGAGGGUUAUCAAGUGGACACUACGUAGUCUGAUCUCUCCUAAAAUUUUGCGAGUGAGGCAGGGCCAUUGCACAAAAAUGGCUUCAUUUGGAAGCACCCAACUUCUCAAAAGAGUAUGAAAUCUAUUGUGCAUAGGUUUUAUUGGUGUGAAACAGUGUGAAUCUGAAUGUAUUUUAACACAUUAAAACAAAGGCAAUUUUAACUGUGCGUUGGCUGACACUUAACUGUAGUUAAUAAAGUUUCUUAGGAAAAUUUAACUUAACAAAUGUUAGUUAAUGAAUACCUGUACAGCAAAUUCUAAUUUAGCAUUCUUGGUUGUUCAGAAUAAAGGUAUGGGAAAGUCACAUUUUGGGGUCAAGGCUGAGGAAUGGCUGGCACUGCGCUUGGGCAGUUCUCAUGGAUUCUAGCUUUGAAUGUCAAAUAAGUUAGAAUUGGAAGGGUCACUUGGAAAAUGUGAGAAUAACCAGUGCUCCUGGACUGGACAUGAUUUACUGAAAGCACAAAUCCACGGUGUGUUGAUUCCUGUGACUUUAGUGUCCCUCCAUCAAGGGUGGUUUGCAGUCCGAGUGUGAUUUCUCCUAACUGAGGAUCACAAUCCGUACAGGACCAUCACCGGUUGCCCUGGCUGCUCCCAACAGCAUCAGUCGGGAUCACAAAGAUGCUAUGCAAUUCAUGCUAACGCCGUGCAAAUUAGCUGCGGCCCUUCGGCUUCUGUUUUUUCCCACGUGGCCUUCAGACACCUAUGCCAAGCUAGUCCGUGCUGCUGAAAUUUUAUAAAUGUAGAUAGGGGAAGGGCGUUGGGAGGGGGAAAGGGUGAGUAUGUGCUGUUGGGAACCUCAGCUCAACAACGGCAUAUUUCAUCGUGGCCAGUGUGCAUAUUCACCGACGCUACACAGCUGCCAUAACAUCUUUAGGGUGACGGCACCUUUAUUUCAAGCCCACUGAAAAAUGUUAUGAGCACUUUAAAUCCUAGCGGCCUGCGGAAGAAUCCAGUGUCGCUCAUCACUUUAGAACGUUGCUUUUCAUGUCAGGAUGUUUACAUUGGCUAAAUCUUGUUGGAUUGAACUGCUUCAAUCUUUGCACCGAUUGAGCCAGAUUUUUUAAAAUUAUACCUGCUUUAAGAAAACAAUCUGUUAGACUCGGGGUCCUUGAUUGGUAUGAGGCAAGGUGGCGGGAUAUCGGUGUGCUACGAGUUAGUAUAAGGUUAAUAACGGGUGAGGACUCUUACAAAGUUGUGUGUGCCACACUAGCUUCAGAGAAUAUCAUUUUUAUUAAAUUAUGCUAGGAUGUAUUCCCACACAGUGGUCGCUGUUCGGCAUCACUCUGUUUGGUAAAUUUCUUCAUAAUUCCUGCCAAAAAUAAGAAAGUUUUUAACAGUGUUUGUAUAUAUUCAUAUAGAAAUAUAUGUCUGCAUUUGGAGCAAUAAAAGACUUGAACUAUUCUAGUCUCUCAGA
Molecule: messenger RNA, 5141 nt
Organism: Varanus komodoensis (Komodo dragon)
Lineage: Eukaryota; Metazoa; Chordata; Lepidosauria; Squamata; Varanidae
Gene: ADAM9
Product: ADAM metallopeptidase domain 9
Exons: 22
Coding region: 1-2499 (832 amino acids)
Biological process (GO): membrane protein ectodomain proteolysis; transforming growth factor beta receptor signaling pathway; cell-cell adhesion mediated by integrin
Cellular component (GO): plasma membrane
Molecular function (GO): integrin binding; metalloendopeptidase activity
Source: RefSeq, a predicted model, not a curated record